CAUGAUGACGCAGUGACAACACGGAACUGUAACGGCGUGUUUAUAUCCAGCUGCGCUGCUACAUUCAGAAGCCCACUGGAAAUCCUGCUAAUUUAAGCCUUGGCGGCUAGCUGACCUGCCGGCCGUAGUGCCGCUGAGCAAACUGCUGAUGACACGUGAGUAGAGUUCAGGGAUGGGCCCGAGGAGUCGGAUAUUAUUUUUCUGGGUGUAAGUUAAUAGCCCGUUAAGCUAAAGCUAAUAACGUUAGCCAAUGUCUCCUCAAGAGUGUAGCUAGCGUUCGCUAAACCUGGUUUCCAUUAUCGGGCACAAGGGAUUCAAUUUGUUAGUAGUUGUUCCAAAGUGUAACGUGUCUCUCAUCCGCUGUUUUAAUCCAGCGCAUUUAGACCCCUGCUUCACUGUCCACGUACUUCACUCACUGAAUGUCACCCGAGACUGCGUCUAAAAACGGAAAACAAAUGAUUAUCUCUUCAAUACGCCACGAUAGUCCAUUCAAAGGAAUGGUCACGCGAACUGUUGUGAGGGGGGGUUGAGUAACAGGUGACUUCAUCGGGUAAAGUUGAAAAGAAACGCCUGUGAAAUAGCAGAUUUUUGAUUGGAGUUUGGCUACAGAUUAACGAAUGUAAUUGUAAAGUAAAUGGUUGACCUGCAUGAUUAUUAACGGGACACCUGACACCUGUCCUCGUGCCUCCCGAUUCACUCACCCAGGUUUUUGAUGAAUCAGCUGGUUCAGGAUCAGCAGCAGGACUGAGGUAAACCCUGACGUUGCUGUUCACAGAUUUGGAGGUCAAGCUGAGCGUAUCAUUAUUGAUACCAGUUUACCUUUUAUUGUUACUGUUAUUCCGUAUUAUUCAUUCUAUUAUUGAUAUGGCUAUUGAAACUAUUUGUCAUUGAUAUCAAUGUCAUUAUGUUGAUGCUAUUAUUUUAUAUUAUUAUUAUUCCUGUUAUAAAAAGAAACAACAGACUGUUAGGCUUUUGGCGGUUUGCAAAAAUUGCUCUUGGAUUUACUCUACACUCUGCAUUCACUCUGACAAUAUAUUCACACUUCCUGGUUGCAGUCUUAUUCCCUCAUCGUGCCCCUAGGACAUAUGGGUAAUGUAGUCCAAGGUAGGCAGAAUACUUACUGAACCAGAACGUUGUGAAUUAUACCCCUCAAAACUCACUCAUUGUCCUGACUGUUGGUGUCCACCACAGUAAUAACAUUAUUUUAAAUAAAUAUGACGGUCAGAAUCUUUAAGAUAGCAUUUUGUAGCUUACAAUGGCACCAUCAUUUUAUUUAGGACUAUAUGUGUGUAUUCUGAAUGGAAUGAUGUCAACUUGAUGUUGCUCCAAUUUUACGUCUCUCUCAGUGGUGUGAUGUGAGGCGAUGCCCGCUCGGCCGUCAUGGCCAGUGUCACCUUAAGGUAUUUCUGUUAUGGCUGCCUCGUCACCUCGGCAACCUGGUCCGUCCUCCUCUUCCUGUACUUCUCUCUGGGGGCGGAGCCAGGCCUCGGCAGGACCCCCAUGCAGCACCGCAGCCAGCCGAUCACCAAACUACCCAUUAACCGGAAGGCGGGGCUUCGGCCUCUGCUGGCCAAUGAGGGAGUGGAGCUGUCCCCAGAGAUGGGGAUGAUAUUUAACGAAGCGGAUCAGGAAGUGAGAGACAGCGGUUACCACAGACAUGCCUUCAACGUUCUCAUCUCCACCAGACUAGGAAACCACAGAGAGCUGCCGGACACCAGAGACUCGCAGUGCCGGGAUAAGGUUUACUCUCUGGCUCUACCUUCUGCCAGCGUAGUGAUCUGUUUCUUCAACGAGGCGUUGUCUGCCCUGCUGAGAACGGUCCACAGUGUGCUGGACCGGACGCCGGCUUAUCUGCUGCACGAGAUCAUCCUGGUGGAUGACCACAGUGAGCUGGAGGAGCUGAAGGACAACUUGGAUCGGUACAUAAAGAAGGAGCUGCAGGGGAAAGUUAAGCUGGUGAGGAACCGGAAGAGAGAAGGACUCAUAAGGGGACGCAUGAUCGGGGCCUCACAUGCAGCUGGGGAGGUGCUGGUCUUCCUGGACAGCCACUGCGAGGUGAACCAGGCGUGGCUUCAGCCUCUACUGGCCCCCAUCCAGAAGGACCGGCGCACCGUAGUCUGCCCAGUCAUCGACAUCAUCUCUGCCGACACACUGUCCUACUCUCCCUCCCCCAUUGUCAGGGGGGGUUUCAACUGGGGCCUGCACUUCAAGUGGGACCCUGUCCCCCCCGCUGAGCUCAACAAGCCCGAGGGAGCCACUGGACCCAUCAGGUCUCCCACCAUGGCAGGUGGUCUAUUCGCUAUGAACAGAAAGUAUUUUAACGAGCUCGGCCAAUACGACGCUGGCAUGGACAUCUGGGGCGGAGAAAAUCUGGAGAUCUCCUUCAGGAUCUGGAUGUGCGGGGGUCAGCUGCUCAUAAUCCCCUGCUCCAGAGUGGGUCACAUCUUCAGGAAGAGGCGACCCUACGGCUCGCCGGGGGGACAGGACACCAUGGCCCACAAUUCUCUGCGGCUAGCACACGUAUGGAUGGACGAGUACAAGGAGCAGUAUCUGUCCCUGCGUCCAGAGCUACACGAACGCGCCUACGGAGACGUUGGUGAGCGCGUGGCACUGAGGAAACGCCUGCAGUGUCACACCUUUCGCUGGUACCUGGACACGGUCUACCCCGAGAUGCAGAUUUUGGCCAACGGCAACAAGCAGCCGCCACUCUUCAUCAACAAGGGCCUGAGACGCCCCAAAGUGCUGCAGAGAGGACGGCUCCGCAACCUAGCAACCGGGCGUUGUCUGGUGGCCCAGGGCCGACCCAGUCAGAAGGGGGGAGUCGUUGUCCUGCGACCAUGUGACCCCAGAGAUCCUGAACAGGAGUGGGCCUACGAUGAGGAAAGUCAGCUGGUCCUGGCUGGUCUACUGUGCCUUGAUGUGUCUGAGGUCAGGACCUUUGACCCCCCCCGACUAAUGAAGUGUCACGGUUCGGGAGGGUCGCAGCAGUGGAGCCAAGGGAAGUCCAACCGUCUUUACCAGGUCUCGGUUGGUCAGUGUCUCUCCGUUGCUCAGCCAAUCGGGCCCAAAGGUUACGUCUCCAUGGCGAUAUGUGAUGCCUCUCAGGCCCAGCAGUGGCAGCUGGAGGUUUGAAGAGGAUAAAGCGCAGCGAGUUUAGUUAAAGACAAUCAGGUUUUAUGGACACUUUAUGGUGUUCGUCUUCACUUUUCAAAGCGGCUUUUAUGAACCAUCAGAUUUUAUUUAGUUUUCAUGUUUCUCUCUUUUUAAUCAGACCAGCUCCAACUGGACUUGUAAAACAACUGCCCUGGAAUACCCUGGAUUAAGAGUUUUUCAUUCCAGUGUGGAUUUUCAAGUGUUGAACGUGCUCCAAUGAACCUUGUGGACUGACGAGAGACAGUACACACUAUAGACUGCAAAGACAAUAUAGAUGUUAGAGUGUUUGGACGAAACAGACGAUGAACAAAACCCUUUUUAAAGUAAGAUUACUUUAAUCAGUAAUAGAUUACUUUGUAGGUGAUAGAAAACUUUGCGUUCAUUCUUAUAUUUAUAUACAAAAAAGACGAAACAGACAGUAGAGACAAGUCCUGAAUUUAUGGGUGUACCUGAAUAAAGACUUGUUGGUUGAUCGGAAUGACUCGUAACUCACUCGACGUCAAAUGAUUUAUGACAAUUAAAAAAAAAAAAAGUGAGUUAUGUCAUCAUAAAUAAACAACUACAAGUAAAGACAGUAAGUCAAUUUAUUCCAACAUCCGGGGGGAGGGGAGAGCUAGCUGGAAGCUAAGCUACCGAAUGCAUGGCGGGGCCAUGUAUGGCCACCAGCUGGCAGAGGUGUUCGUAGGAGGCUGUGGUUGUACACUAUAGCGGCAACGAUUAGUCGACGUAAUCGUUGCAGUAAAGGUUUAUCAAGUUGAACGUGGGAGAGAUGAAAUAGUCUGGUUGGGUUCGCUGAUGAGAUGCUCCCAAACAGGACAACGCAGCACCUGCAGGACCGAGUUGUAAUUUCACAGCAGCACGACGGCAACGCAGGAACAUUUAAGUCGCGAGCGUGCUGGAGCCACCAAGUCUUCUCCUCAUGGGUAAGUUUAGUUAACUAAAGUAACGUUAGCCUUAUUAACUUACCCUUAGAAAACAGAACAUCUGGUGGAGGAUGCUUGCUAACGCUGUUUCUGUUGUGUUAAAUGCAGGGUGGUAAAUUAUCGUAGCCUGUCUUUUCGUUUGUUCUGAAAAGUUAACGUUAACCUCCACGUAGCAUUUUUGGAACAAGAUUGUGGAAAAAAAUAAUUUCAUAUCAACACAAUUACGACAGUUCUAUUCUAGCAUAAUAAAACGAUGUGCUACUGUAACCUA
Messenger RNA from Gasterosteus aculeatus aculeatus (three-spined stickleback), 4347 nucleotides. The record is from RefSeq and is a predicted model, not a curated record. NCBI's taxonomy places the organism in Eukaryota, Metazoa, Chordata, Actinopteri, Perciformes, Gasterosteidae.